UCGGCGGCGGCGGCGGAGGAGCCUCUGGAGGCGGACUGGGUGGCCGUGCGGCCGCACGCCUUCGAGGAGCCCGAGAAGAACAAGUUCGUCUUCAUCGUGGCCUGGAACGAGGUGGAGGGCAAGUUCGCCAUCACCUGCCACAACCGGACGGCCCAGCGGAGGAGGAGGAAGGGGAGGACGGCGGCGGCGGAGCAGGAGCAGGAGGAAUUGGAGGAGGAGAUGGAGGAGGAGGAGGAGGAGGAGGGGGAGUGCAGCAGCUGGGCCGGGCUGUUCUCGUUCCAGGACCUGCGUGCGGUGCACGGGCAGCUGUGCGCCGUGUCGUCGGGGCUGGGCCCGUGGCUGCCCGCCUUCCCCGAGGAGCCGUCGGGGCUGUGGGGCCUGCUGGGCGGCUGGGCCCGGGGCCCGGGCCCGGAGCCGGGGCCCCAGCUGGACGCCCUCUGCCGCCGCCUCCAGCUCUACCUGGGCCACGGCCUGGACGCCUGCGGCUGGAAGAUCCUGUCGCAGGUGCUGUUCGCCGAGCCCGACGACCCCGACGACUACUACGACAGCCUCAGCCAGCUGCGCCACGACGGCUACCGCCAGGGCCUCAGCCGGGCCAGGGACCGCAUCCACCAGCUAUUGGAACAACACAAGAACACCGAGAGCAUGGUGGAACUUCUCGACUUGUAUCAGCUGGAAGACGAGGCCUACGGCAGUCUGGCCGAAGCCACGACCGAGCUUUACCAGUACUUACUGCAGCCGUUCCGAGACAUGCGGGAACUUGCUAUGCUCAGAAGACAGCAGAUUAAGAUAUCCAUGGAAAAUGACUACUUGGGUCCCCGAAGGAUUGAAAGUCUCCGAAAGGAAGAUGCCGACUGGCAACGCAAGGCCCACCUAGCUGUGUUGUCCAUUCAAGAUCUCACAGUCAAGUAUUUUGAAAUAACUGCCAAGGCUCAAAAAGCUGUUUACGAUCGGAUGAGAGCAGAUCAGAAAAAGUUUGGCAAGGCAGCGUGGGCGGCCGCAGCAGAACGUAUGGAAAAGCUCCAGUAUGCGGUUUCUAAGGAGACUCUGCAGAUGAUGAGAGCUAAGGAAAUCUGCUUAGAACAGAAGAAACAUGCACUCAAAGAAGAGAUGCAGAGUUUGCAAGGCGGCUCAGAAGCCCUGGCCGUGCUGGAUCAGUUGGAAGCUGACUAUUAUGACCUACAGCUUCAGUUGUACGAAGUCCAGUUUGAGAUCCUGAAGUGUGAGGAGCUCUUGCUGACGGCGCAACUCGAAAGCAUCAAAAGACUCGUGUCAGAGAAGAGAGAUGAAGUGGUGUACUAUGAUACCUAUGAAAGCAUGGAAGCAAUGCUCGAGAAGGAGGAGAUGGCAGCAUCCAUACUUCUCCAAAGAGAAGAACUGCAGAAACUCCAGCAGAAAGCCCGCCAGCUGGAAGCGAGACGCGGACGGGUUUCAGCCAAGAAAGCCUACCUCAGGAACAAAAAGGAGAUCUGUAUCGCAAAGCACAGUGAGAAAAUCCAGCAGCGCCUUCAAGGAGAAAGUGAACACAGGACACAUCACGCCGUGCAAUUAAAGCGAGAACUACUCCAAGAUGAAGAAGAAAGAAAGAGCACGUGGGUUAGCCAGGAAAGGCAGAAGACACUGGACAGGCUGCGCACGUUUAAACAGCGGUACCCUGGGCAGGUAAUACUGAAGUCCACCAGGCUGCGCCUUGCUCACGCGAGACGAAAAAGCGGCACCAGCCCGAUGCCCUGUGAGGACCAGCCCCUGCCUUCGUCGGCCACCCCCCAGAGCCAAGAAGAGGCCCGAGAGGUGGACCAGGGGAGGAAAGUGGUCCCGCCGCUCCAGACCCAGGAGUCCCAGAGACUGGCACAGCUCGAAGAGCCCGGAGUAGCCCAACCCGAAGACUGUCCGUUACCUCUCGUGGACGUUACCUCCGAACUGGCGCACGCCACAUCCCUCCCUGUCCUCCCCAGCAGCGAGGGCGAACCGGGCCCCGUGGCUGCGGUUUCGCUCCCGCCCCCUCUGCCCCCGACACCGCCCCCGCCGCCUCCGCCGCCCCCACCUCCACCCCCGCCUCUGCCCACGAAGGAGGACGGCGCAGAGCCGCUGGACAGGGAGGCCGACGGGCUGACCGGAUCGGAGGGGGAGGAGAAGAGGAUCCCCAAGUCUGUCGGUGCCCCUUCGGCUCAUCUGUUGGACAGCAGUCAGCUGGUCAGUGCCAGGAAGAAGCUCAAGAAGACGGCAGAAGAUCUGCAGAGGAGGAGAGUGAGUUCCCCCAUGGAUGAGGUGUUGGCUUCCCUGAAGCGAGGCAGCUUUCACCUGAGAAAGGUGGAGCAGAGGACACUGGCUCCUUUUCCCAACGAAGACGACAGCAACAAUAUCCUGGCCCAGAUCCGGAAAGGGGUGAAGCUGAAGAAGGUGCAGAAGGACGCCCUGAGAGAAUCCUUCACCCUCCUGCCCGACACGGACCCCCUCACCCGCAGCAUCCACGAAGCGCUUCGAAGGAUCAAGGAGGCGUCACCCGAGUCGGAAGACGAAGACGACAGUUUGCCUUGCACCGACUGGGAAAACUAAAGGGCGAUCGCACAGCCACCGAAAGGAGGGAGAGCCAGCCCACCCGCCCUGGAGACCAACCUCCGGGGUCCCUCCGGGAGAAGCCGUGAGCAGCUCGAGCGCGGAAUGGGGCUGCCGGCACGGCCAGCGGAGCGGAUUUCGGGGGUGAGAAAAGCAAGCGUUACUUGCCCGUCAACCUUCGUUGUUUGGUCCCUUCCACCCGAUCGAGGCUGAACCAGUUUACAUGUGCAAUGUCCCCGUAACCCGCCUGGGCUGGGCGAGGCCCUGGCGCCCCUCGCCCCAGAUUUUUAAAGCACUUUUCCCAUCUCCGUCCACCUAGAGGGGCCGGGUCGGCCGGGGGCCGUGGAAGUUGGCGGCCCGCAGGCCCCGCUGUGGGACCCGCCCCGCCCUACGUGCACUGAAAACCAAAAUAGCUUCUUUCAGACGGGCUCCCUUUCGACCGCCCAGAAAGACACGGGCUUUGUCUCCCCGGGCCUCGGGGAGCGAGACAUUCCGACGGACGGACACGCGCCGGGGGAACCCGCGUCCACCGGGGACCAGGAACACCAUCGAACGAUCCCGGGGACGCAGAGACGGAUGCUUUUGCGUGCGGCGACGGCCCCUUCGUCCAAGGCCGGACAUCACAUCACCUGACAUUUUUGUAUGCUUUCGAAGCACACCUCUCCAUUCCCCUUCAACAGCCCUUCAGCAUUCUGCGUUUCUAGCCGUUGGAAACUUGUGUGCAGCUCUCUUAUACGAAGCAAUACUUUGUAAUUUGAUCAUACCUAAGAUUAUUCUUUGUCCUUUAGUUUGAUCUGCUCCUCCUUCCUCGAUCACUGCAACUUCUGACUUUCCUAUUCGGAAUGGAAGAGGGGAAUUUCUGUUUGGGAAUUGUAUUCACGCAGUAGUUAGCGGGUUUCUUUUCUUUCUGGGCCCACCAGUGACCCUCUAAAGUAGACCUACAUCGCCGGCCUCGUUCCCCAGAAUUCGGGGAUAAGGAAAUCCUUUCUAUCUGUACGGUGUUCUGUGGCCCCCGUCAAAAUCAUUUUCACUGACCGACCGUUGACUGCAGGCAGCUAGUCUUGCUUUUUACCCGCGUGCAGCUAAGGUAGCCCACGGAAGGAAGUGCCCUCCCCUUCCCUUCCAAAAAGAAUUGGAACUCAGACCCUCUUCUUUCCAUUGUCAGGUUUUAUUAGUGGUUAUUCCCCGUAGAUUCCCCUACCCUCCUCCUGGCAGGGAAACCAUUUGUUGUCGUAAAAGAGUCGGUUUACAGAGGCUUAAGCCGAGAUGUUUGCGUGGCGGGCACCGGGAUCGUGGCUGGCUCCGUAACGAAGCGCACGCCGGAUGAUUCCGGAGUAAAUUGGAAGCCUGUUGCUUUCCAAAGGCAGGGCUCCCGCUGCCGUCGACGAUGGCAGUCGUCAGGUUGUGCCUCCCUUUCAGAAGUGGUGGCAAUGAGCGCGCGCCCCCGUCCCUCUCCCGUCCCCGUUUCUCCCCGCCGGUCCGGAGGGAGCCCGUCACGGAUGGCGUCUUUCCCAGGUGGCACCAGUUGAUUUCAGAGAGUUUUAGUUUCUCCACUAGGAGUAAUAUUCACCUUGAGAAUAUACAUUCUGACCCUGUAACUCCCAUCUUUUUCUAGGGUCUGAAAAGCCCAGUUUGGGAAACUGGGCACUAUAAAGCGUGAUUUUAAUUCUCAUUUUGAUUUGAUAAAUAUAGUAACUUUUUACCACACCCCCCCCACACACAAAUCCCCAAUUUAGCUGAUCUGUAACCCUUUAGGAUAAAUCACAGUGGGAAUUUUAGGGUUCUAAAAUGACAUCAAUAGCACAAGAUGACCAGGAGUUAAUAAUAACGGCAUCUGUUAAGCGCUUACUGUUGUGCAAAGCACUGUUCGAAGCGCUGGAGUUAAUUUUAUAGGACUGAGUGAGAAUGUUGAUUUUUGUGCUAAUCAAGUGUAAAUGUAUAACUUGAUUUUGAGCCUGCAAAAUAAUUUAUACUAAUUCUGCCCCCCCUCCCUCCCAAGCUCUCUCAGCGGGGUGUCCUGAAUUGGUAUGUACAGUUGGCGCUGGAGCGGCAAGAGGCUAGGGUACCUACGUGUUACUAAACUACAAAGGUUGCCAUGUGUGUUUCUGAUCAUUACACUUCUCUGCAUGAUUAAACAGGCUUUGCCGCUGCCGGUUUAACAUUUUUCCGUAGCAGGAUCUCUGGCUCCUGAGGGCCAAACUGCCCUGAGUUAAAUAGGAAACCAAACGCCUGAGGCCUUGGGCGGGACGAAGGGCCUCGUUCGCCCUUGGCUCGUCCUUGCCUAGCUCGGAUCCGCGCGGCCGAGAUGACCACGGCCACCGGCAAGGAAAAAAAACAGCCGAGUAGGAGACGGGAGUAAAUGCCACCUUUUAAAAUCAGAAACGGGACCGGCUCUCUGGGGUACGUUCCCUUAAAAAUGCAUUUUCAGAGCGUUCUUAUUUUGUGUCUUCUGUGGCGUGAUGUUUUAACUCGGCAAAGGGGAUUUUUUUAAAAGAAAAAAAGGCAACUGUUGGGAAGUCUUAAUCUUUUCUCUCAGUGCACUUGACGUCAAAUGACCUUCCUGUAAAGUCCUGACGGUGCCCUUAAAACAGCACCAUCAGGGAAUUGGGGUUUAAUGUGUUUCAUCUGAUUCUUGAAGGUAAUCAUUCUGUCUCUGAGCCUUGUCCCACUGGGGCGGGAGCACUUGGAUAAAUGUAAACAGUCGACGAGGAGAAGCAGAAGCAAACCAGUCGUUGCUGCUCUCCUCUGUUCUAUUUGUUACACUGAGUUUUCAGAGAAUAAUAAUAAUAAUGUUAGCAUUUGUUAAGCGCUUACUAUGUGCAAAGCACUGUUCUAAGCGCUGGGGGGGAUACAAAGUGAAGUGUAAGUUCGGGCCUCCUGUAUUCUAAGCACACUGUUUUCUCAGCACUUCAUUCAAUCGUAUUUGAGCGCUUACUGCGUGCAGAGCACUGUACUAAGCACUUAGAUGGUUUACUUGUGCUAUUUUUGUUUAAAAAAACAAAACAAAACAACAAAAAACCAACCCCAAUCCCGUCCUUAUGGAAUAGAUGUGUCGCAAGCAAGCAGGAGAGGGGCUCAAAGCCCACUCACUGAGCACUGGCCGAGUUAAAACACACCGGCGUAUUGGGUGACCCCCCCCCCUAAUUAAAAAUCUACAAAAUGAGUUUCUAAGUGCCGUGCUUAAAAUCCACUUAGGUAAAUGGUGGAUUUUUAAGGGGUUGCGGGGAGGUAUAUCUACCAAUUCUUGACGGCGGGCUGCGUCCGUAAGGUGUUGAUUUCCUUUGCUUUGGCCCUUGGGUGAUUUUUUUUGGGCCCCGCUUCCCGACUGUCUCGUCUUUCGAUCGAGAAUACUUCUUCUCACGAGGCCUGAGGAAGAGGAAAAAGUUAGGGAGCACUGGCUUCUGUCAGACCCAGCAGCAGGUACCGUGGGAGCUUGGGGGGGCUGAGGCUGGACCGCUCGCGUCGAAAAUUCGCCCGGUUUGCUUUCUUUUACUCACAACGGGAGGAUUUCCCUCCCCACCCUUCAUACGCGCAACAAGUCACCCCUCCUCUUGAGCGGCAGGAUGUCAGCCUCCUGGCCCAGGGGAUUUCUCACUGGACUGAAGUGUGAAACCCCAAUUUGCAGUUGGGGAGGAAGAGCUAGCGGGCUCAGCUCCCUUGGCGUGACUUAAGUCCGUCCGUCCGGGUAAUGAAAAGGACCUGCUUUCAGCCUGCCUGGAUGCAUUACUGGCAAACUGAUUCACCAUUCACUAGCUUUGUGCAAUAUUAUAAGAGUAGAGACAGAACACUAGCACAUCGGGCUGGGCUUUAAUACGAAAGUUCUUGGACACAGUUAUACUGAAGAGGACAUUUUAAAUGCACACACCAUAUUUGUAAAUGUCAAGUCUUGCAAAUUUACGAUACCUAAUACUGCUCAAUUAACAUUCUAAAGUAUUAAAGCAACAAAGUAUAAAAGACUUAAGCAAGCAUUUAAAGCAAUACUACGAACUCUACGAUAAAUUGUUUUGACUGUUUUGCCUUCCUGCUGCUUUUUCUUUAGUGCGACUUUUCUGCAAUGUGAUUUAUCGGACCGCUUCAGUUUUUUUUUCCAUGUUUUUUACUCUCGUGACUUCAGAGUGGAAACUUACACGCCACCAAGGACCGCCACCACCUUUCUUCUGUAUAUGCAGUGUAACAACAUACUCACAGUUUUGGUGCUUAACGAUUACUCCUUUGGUUUUUGUUUUUUUCUUUAAUAAAAGAUAUUUAUUUGAA
This is a messenger RNA of Tachyglossus aculeatus (Australian echidna), 6810 nucleotides long. RefSeq names its product junction mediating and regulatory protein, p53 cofactor (gene JMY). Lineage: Eukaryota; Metazoa; Chordata; Mammalia; Monotremata; Tachyglossidae. The transcript has 11 exons. The annotation marks the transcript as partial. Gene Ontology annotation, cellular component: nucleus; cytoplasm. Gene Ontology annotation, biological process: Arp2/3 complex-mediated actin nucleation; 'de novo' actin filament nucleation; intrinsic apoptotic signaling pathway by p53 class mediator. Gene Ontology annotation, molecular function: actin binding; transcription coactivator activity; Arp2/3 complex binding. The record is from RefSeq and is a predicted model, not a curated record.